This is a messenger RNA of Gossypium raimondii (Peruvian cotton), 3959 nucleotides long. RefSeq lists its product as uncharacterized. The transcript has 9 exons. Bases 148 to 3528 code for a protein of 1126 amino acids. NCBI's taxonomy places the organism in Eukaryota, Viridiplantae, Streptophyta, Magnoliopsida, Malvales, Malvaceae. The record is from RefSeq and is a predicted model, not a curated record.
GCCAAAAGAUUUCAUAGUUGUAGUUUUUUUCAUAUUUUUUUCCCUUUUAGUUCCGGUCCGUCCCUGCGCAAGGAACAAAGCCAUUCUCGUCUACCCCUGCGAACGCCGAGAAAGUCCCUCAAACCAUCGCAUCAGCAAAGGGUUUUAAUGUUUCCAGGGUUUAGGAUAACAAGUAUGAAAGGCCGGACGCAGCGGGCCGAUACCCAUGAUGACUGGGGAGACGGUUCAUGGACCGUGGACUGCAUCUGCGGUGUCAAUUUUGACGACGGUGAAGAGAUGGUGAAGUGCGAUGAGUGCGGCGUCUGGGUGCAUACGCGCUGCUCCCGUUACACCAAGGGAGAAGAGUUGUUUGCCUGUGACAAGUGCAAGAACAAAAGCAACCGUAACGACAGCGAGGAAACGGAAGUGGCUCAGUUGUUGGUUGAACUGCCAACGAAAACAGUUAGGAUAGAGAGUAGUUCUACCCGACGGCCCUUUAGGCUUUGGACUGAUAUCCCCAUGGAAGAGCGUGUUCAUGUUCAAGGGGUUCCAGGGGGGGAACCUGGUUUGUUUAGUGGGCUGUCUGGGGUUUUUACGCCUCAACUAUGGAAGUGUACUGGGUAUGUGCCUAAGAAGUUUAAUUUCCAGUAUAGGGAAUUCCCUUGUUGGGAUGAGAACAAAGAUGAUGAUAACAAAAAUGGUAAGCAGAAUGAGUUUGAGAGUGGGAAUCCUGCUGAUAAUGGUGCCGGAGUUCUGUUUUCUUUGUCUAAAGAGAGGGUGUUUAAUGCUCCUAUGCAUCCAAAGAAGGAUGUUUUAAAUGAAGGGAAGAAGAGUGAGAGUGAAGAUUUUGAGGGAAAGCAUUGGCAGAAUGGAGUAAGGAAAGAUAGGGGUGUACUUCAGCCUGUUACGGCACCCUCCAGUAAGCAGAAAAAAGAUGAGCCUGGGGUGUUCAAAGAUAGGAGUACAAGAAAGAAGUCUAGAAGUUCUGCUGAGAAAGAGGCUUACGAGAAGAAGAGAUCUGUACAGCCCCAUAAAACAGUGUUUAGACCCAGCUGUGAUGCAAAACAAUUGGAAUUUUAUGAAGACAGAGUUCCAAAGUCUUUCGCGACUGGUGUCCAGAGUGGAAAGAACAAAAAUUUGAAGGACAGUGUGCAUCAAGAACCAACUUCAGAUGGUAAUCUUGCAUCGAACCAUGCGGUUGAAAGACCCAAGAACAACUCAAGUGGAAAAGAGCAUGCUUCAGAGGUCUCCACUUCUAGCAUGUCUGGACAUGAUUCGAUUAGAAUUGAUGGGAAGGAGGAGAAGGCUGAUGAUCAACUUCCUGCAGCUAUUACAAGCACUCCAAAAACAGAAGAUCUCGCUCAAUUGCCAUUAGUGAACAAAUAUACUGGGAUAACUCCUAUUAAAGAAGAGGGUGGUGGUGUGGCAAUUGACAAAGUAGAUGGUGUUGUAGUAGAAGGUUCUACAAGAAGUCCUCAGGACCAUCAGGUUGAUGCUUUGGCUAGUACUGCCCUGAAAGUUCAGGGAAAUAAUAUUCUUAAAGAUUCUAAUAGCGGCAUCUCUUGCAGCUUUGAUAAAUCUGAUAUUGAGGUGAAAAGAGAAAUGAAUGAUGAUGAUUCUAAUGUUGUCUUAAUUAAUCAACGUUCUAAUCCUGAUGAUACUAAAGACACAGAAAUAUCUUUUCAUCAGACAUCAGAAACCCCCCAAAUGAAUGAUUUGGUUGGAGGAUUUUCACAUUCGUCUGACAGUAAGGCAAGAAUCAAUGAAUCAGAAAUUGUUGCUGAUUGUCAUUCUGAUAAAGCAAAUGAGUUGUCUGGCCAUUGUUCGUUGCUAAAAUGCGAUUUGGAGGGUUCAGAAGUUUCUGAGACUCUGAAGAAAAUUUCUCCAGAAUCCAAUCGUAUUCCUAGAUCUUCUGAAGAGUCUAAACCAAGUAUAAAUGUUCUGACCCCUGAAGAACAGUCUAACCAGCGUAAAAUGACAGCAUGCGUUGGAAAGUCAUCUUCCACCUCAUCAGCUUCCAUAUUUGCUGUAUCAUCUGUUCCUGAUAGCUCUAAACCUACAGAUUCUCAGAAUAACUCAAAGCAACAAGUAAUGCCUGACAACAAUGUGAGCAGUAAGAAAGGUUACGCUACAAAUGAUGUGCCUAGGGAUGGAGACAGACAUGACUUAUCACGUAAGGCAGUAAAAGAGCGACCAAAAUCCUCUUAUAGUUCUACGUCAAAAGUCCCACACCAAAGCAGGAUUUCACAUGCUUCCAUUUCAAAAAGAAACAUAUCUGAGUCAAAAGAUUCUGUGCCUUCCUCAUCUUUAAAGGCAUCUUUGAUGCAGAAUAGUUCAGUUACGUCAGUCUCUGGUGAGUCUGCCGGCUCACUGCAAAGUCAGUCUGCUUCUUUCAUUCAUCAAAACAAGACAUCGGCUUCAGGUUUCCCACAGAAAGGUGAAAAGUCCAGUCAGUCAAGUUCCCAGCCAGCGUCUAAGUCUGCACAUGCAUCAUCAGUACAUCCCUUUGCAACAUCAAAUUCCACUACUCUAAGUGAUGAAGAGCUUGCUUUGCUUUUGCAUCAAGAACUUAAUAGUUCUCCAAGAGUACCUCGUGUUCCACGUGUGCGGCAGGCUGGGAGCUUUCCUCAGCUGGCAUCUGCAACUGCCACAAGCAUGCUAAUGAAACGCACAUCUAGCUCGGGAGGAAAGGAUCACAGUAUGGUCCCUAGAAGAAAAAACAAGGAUGCAUCUAAAGAUGGGUCCCGUGGAUCUCGUGAGCUUGAUCAUGAUGCUAAAAGAACUGAUAAAGUGCUAUCUUCACAUGAUCAGAGACAAGAUCUUGGUUCUACCAUGGAUGCUUCUGCUAAAAGGAAUGACAAGAAUGUACAUGCCACACCCUCCACAGCCACAAACAGUGGCCCUUCUUCUUCAACUGAAGCUAAUGAGCAAAAUUUGUCAUAUGUACGUAGUUCACCUAGAAAUUUAUCUGAUGAUGACACAGGCACAGCUCGUGGUUCUGUACCUCGUACUUUACCUGGCUUGAUAAAUGACAUUAUGAGCAAAGGCAGGCGAAUGACUUAUGAAGAGCUUUGUAAUGCAGUCCUGCCGCAUUGGCCUAACUUGAGGAAACAUAAUGGAGAACGAUAUGCGUAUUCUACUCAUUCUCAAGCUGUUCUUGAUUGCCUAAGAAAUCGACAAGAAUGGGCUCAGUUAGUUGAUCGUGGCCCCAAGACUAAUUCAAGUAAGAAAAGGCGCAAGGCAGAUGCUGAAGAUUCAGACGAUAAUGAAUUCGGCAAGGGAAGAAGUACGAAAGAGGUAGAAAGCAAAAGCCUCGAGUCACAGAAAGAAGAGUUCCCCAAAGGCAAAAGGAAAGCGAGGAAGCGCAGGCGACUGGCUUUGCAAGGAAGAGGAAUAAAAGAUGUCCGCAGGAGAAGGAAAGUAGAUUUCAGUGAUGAUGAUGCCGGACCCUUCUCUAACUCAAGUGAGGAGAGCAUGUUCAGUGACGAUGAGAUCCAAGGAAGCGGAGCUUGCCCAGUGGGAAGUGACGCCUCAGCAAGCUCUGAUUAGAUAGGGUCCAUGUAACUUAAAAGCCUAUAGAGUCAUGGUUUUCAACUGAUUUUCCAAGAUGAAGAAAUGGACUCUUCGGCAUUAAACAUUUGGAUAGUGCUCUUCUGUUUCUCAUCUCCUAUCUGCAGAUCACGAAAUGAUUCUCGUAUUGUAUUUGUAUCCAGUGACCAUCUUUUGUGCAGCAAUGGGUUCAUGCCAGAUCAACAGUUCACUAUUCGCCUUCUUCCAUAGUCAGAUGCUUGGUCUGCUCACCUGUAGUUCCUGCCGGUUUGUCUAUGGGUGUGAUUGAUAUGUAGUCCUAGUCCUAGUUCUGUACAUGGAUAUUUUUGGUAGUAUUAUGUUAGAGGCUGCCACAAGUUUUAGCACAAGUUCCAACAGCAUUGGCUCCUUUUAAUUAUUAUUUCCUUUAUAACAAGUAUAACUUGCCGUCA